AUGCCUAGAGAUAGAUUAAAAGAAUUGAGGGUGAGUCAUCACAAACAGAAAUUGAUUCAUGAUUUUGUGAAAUUCAGGAAAAAGCGGGCAUACCAAACACAUCACCUCCAGCAACGUCUACAAUCAGAAAGCCUUUGUCGAAUCAAGAUCCGGCUACUCAGCCGCUUAUCGAUCAAGAUGCCGACUUUGAAAUGGUGAAUUUAUCGAUUUUCUGCGCCAGCCUACACAUGCGGCUACACCAAAUUCUGGCAAUACCGGCAAAUUUUCAAAAAAUCAGAAUUUUAAAUCGUUUUGUGGCUAAAAAAAUAUUCUCAAAAGAGAAUUGCCUGUUUACAGGCCCAGAGUGCGAUGACACUAUUAUAGGGGCACCGGACAGAAAGGGCGCGCUGUUCGCAAUCUGGCCGAAUUUCUAGGCCGCGAAGUAAUUUUCCACUGAAAAUGUGGCCUAAUUUUUCAAACUCGGCCCCAAGGUCGCUAAAUUUGCACUGCAAAAAGAGUUUCUCAACAGAGCGCCAUUUCUGUUCGGUGCCCCUAUAAUGGAAAACGUAGAAUGACCCGAUCUGUGUGUUGAAUGGCAGUAUCAGGGCCGCUUGAACCGGGUCUUGGGGCCGUCCGGGCCUUUGAGCCACUUCAGCCGGGAAUUUCCAGCUUUCUUUAUGCUUAGCGUGCAAAAAAUGAUCUCGUUAAACUUGCGGUUCUCGAGACUAAAGAGACGGAAGAUGCCACUUUUCUCUAAAACCAAGACAAUUUUCAAAAUUCUGAUACACAUGCACAUGGCAGUUUUUCAGUUCCUCGAGCGAUGCACGAACCUUCGUGGCGGGCUUAAGAGCUUGGAGGAAGACUAUGAUGCGAUCCGCAAACUUCACGGAUUACUGCUCUCAACGCCUGGAGCGGACGCCGGUAUAUAGAUCACAAGACGCUGCGCUUCACUGAAAGGUUUCAUUACAGACAAUUCGGUCAAACUGAACAACCACGUGGAAAUGUUUCUCGCAAAAGCGAACCAAGUGCGGAACAGCUACAAAAGUAAGUUGGAGAAUCAAAAAAAUGGAAUGGUCAGGCCGGAAUUUCAGUUUUACACAACGAGACGAAAGAUCUGCCGGUGAAAACGUGUGGAGUGGCACGAAUCAAGACCGAGCAAGUUCGAUCGAUAUUCAAGACCUUUGAGACGAUCACGGUGAAAUUCAAUAAGGAACAGGAAGAGUACAAAGAGAAAGCGAAAACCAAAAUUAUGGAUUAUCUGAAAAUUCGUAAGCAUUAACCGAAAUUUAACAGUUUUCAAAAGUCCAUGUGUACCUUUCAGGAAAUAUGCAACUGAGCGAGGAAGAGAUCGAAGACGCGGUUUCGUCCGGAAACUUGUCCGAGCUGACGAAAGGCGUUAUGCUUGCUUUGAGCGAGAAAAAAGCUCUGUACGACGAUGUGAAGUCUCGGGCGAACGAGCUCAAACUUCUGGAGGGUCAGAUGGCGGAGCUUGCACAAAUAUUCCACGACGUGCACAUUUUGAUCGUCCAACAGGUAUUAUUUCUCACAAAUAUUGCCUAUAAAGCAGCGGAGGGUCGGCCCGAUUCCUCUCCGGCGCUUCGCUUUCCGCUUUUAUUUCUUUUCACAUUUCUCCAGUUGUGACGUAUUGAUUUCAGGGCGAAAUGAUGGAUAGUAUCGAGAACAGUGUGAAGAAUGCGACGGAUUACGCGCAGAAAGCUCGUGGAAACGUGGAAGAAGCACGUCGCCUGCAGAAGAGAGCCCGCAAAAUGAAAGUGUGCAUCAUCAUCGCCUCGAUCAUCAUCCUCCUGAUCGUCCUCAUGUUCUUCCAAGCUGCCAUAUGCCAUUUCACUCCAAUCUGCUAA
Messenger RNA from Caenorhabditis sp. 36 PRJEB53466, 1841 nucleotides. The record is from the annotation of a GenBank genome assembly. Lineage: Eukaryota; Metazoa; Nematoda; Chromadorea; Rhabditida; Rhabditidae.